AUGGAGUCGGAUGGAGUCAAAUGGGGUUGGCCCUGGAUGGAUCCCGUUACGCAACCCCGUGCUAGAGGGGCUGGACCGAAGAAGACCUGGACGGCCAAAACGGUUGAUCCAUACGGCUGUUCCUCGGAUAUCUGUGUCGAGACCGAAUAUCAAACGAUUGACUCCGAUCGCAUCGAACGUCCCCACAGUCCCUCUUCCGUUGCAUCCUCCUCUACUCUUCGUGAAAAUACCCAGUCAAGGACCAUUAGCACAGCCCCGACCGAGAACGAGAACCCUUUUGGUGAUGACGCUCGGGUGUCCUUCGAUGAACCUCAUCGGUCAAGUCUACCCCAAAAGGGGUACGCUUUCGCCAACAACCGUAACUCGACCUCAUCUCUUAACUCGACGCCUUCUAUGAUCCAACGAAAUCAAAGUGUUUCUUCUCGUUUCUCGAUUCCCCGCGCUCUCAGCCCUUACACCGGAGCCACCGGACCCAGCCAUCCAUAUGAACGUCCACUUGAACAAUCAACUGGUCCACAGCACCCCUACGCGAUGUACUCGCAGAAUGUGGUUGAGGAAGGAAUGGAUGAUGAUAUCAUCCCAGUCGGAUUUCCAGGCCAUAACCCACCAUAUCAACCGCCCGCUGGUCGUCAGGCUGAUGAUGUGGGUGACAUCAUUGGACCGGAUGGUCAUGCAGAGCCGCUACCACCCUAUUCCCGCUAUCCAACUGGUGCUGUACCCAAGCCUCCAGGGGCUGAGACGACGGCCGAUCUCAACACCCCACCAGAGGAACAGCGCCUCAACAAUGAAAGCCCAAGAGCACCACCGAUUUCAGAAACCUCAUCACGGCCCUUGGUGCCUGAACAUUCUGGCGACGAUAACAAUGGUGGGAAUGGGCAUGGACAGGAAAGAGUCGUUGCGACUACAGGCAUCAUGGCCUUCGAAGAAAAACUCAAACGCAAGGGGAAACAGACCGCAUGCUGUGGCCUACCUGUGUGGACAUUUGUCCUCAUUGCGACUGUGAUGCUCAUUGGAGGGUGUAUUGGAGGUGUUAUUGGUGGUGUUCUUGGAACUAAGAAAGCCGCAGAAGCUGCAAAACAAGAAGACCAAGAAGCUCAAAAAUCCAGCGCCUUGCCAAUUAUAACGGUCACUGCAACCCCUCAGAUGGACGCGUCCUUGAUAUCCACCCCCACUUAUCUCAAGCAAGUACCUACCGGCCACUAUGUGGUUCCUUCCGGUUAUCAAAAUGGAUCAGGACUUUGCGUGGACGAGACGAAUUACGGGAAAGCCUGGAAGUGCUUGCAAGCGUCGAACAAAUUCGGGAUUUUUGUCGACGAAUCCAAAGGUCACCAUUCUAUCAUUUUCGGCGACACUGGUCCAACCCCAACCUUUACAUAUGGUGCCCAGCCACCGUAUUGGUCUGCGUCGCCUACACAAGCAUUGAGUAUGGCAAUUGAUACCACAGAUAUUGGCAUGGGCCCUGCUCUGUUUUUCCUUUCUCCGUUCGACAAGUUAGUCAUUGUUCCAGAGGAUACAUUCUCUAACUCCCUUUCCAAGCGCACGUGGGUGGACGAUAGGUGGGCAGCUGCAAACGCCUACAAGAACCUGAAGCAGACUGCAGAAGUUGGCGACAAGCCGUGGUUCUGUUGGUGGAAUAACACGAUGAUGGAGUUCUUCUUGUACGUCAACCAGUCGACGUCGCAUUCCUUGGGCACCACCGCUGCCACCAACAGCGACAUGGCAGCAAGCACAGCUGGUAUAACUGCUGAUUCCAAACGCGGCGAAUCCAUUUCCGAUUACCCACGGAGGAUCAAGAUGGAGGAGCGUCGAGACGACCCAUCACGCGAAGCUCCUUACUGUCAGCAAAUGCAAAUUCGCAAUGACGGAGGUUUGGCGCUUCUUUCGGGCAACAUCAUCAACAUCAAAGAGAAUGAGCCCACGCCGACUACUACCUACACCAAUUAUAAAGGUGGCACUGCCCAGACAUAUACUGCGCAGGCAUCUUACGCCAGCCCCUGCUACUGUGUGUCUCUGACUGACUAG
This is a messenger RNA of Penicillium hordei, 2022 nucleotides long. RefSeq lists its product as uncharacterized. The record is from RefSeq and is a predicted model, not a curated record. The coding region runs from base 1 to 2022 and encodes 673 amino acids. Lineage: Eukaryota; Fungi; Ascomycota; Eurotiomycetes; Eurotiales; Aspergillaceae. The transcript is spliced from 3 exons.